Molecule: messenger RNA, 507 nt
Organism: Megalopta genalis
Lineage: Eukaryota; Metazoa; Arthropoda; Insecta; Hymenoptera; Halictidae
Product: transmembrane protein 14C
Biological process (GO): regulation of heme biosynthetic process
Cellular component (GO): mitochondrial membrane
Source: RefSeq, a predicted model, not a curated record
GACUCUGAUCUCUCUAUAAUCUGUCUAUAAAAUACGUGAACCGUGGUGGGAACUGUGAUGUGCAAAAAGUAAAUUGAAUCUUGUUUAUCUUUCACAGUUCGGUACUUCACAUUUAAAACACGUGUCGUAAAAAAGUAUCAGAUCGCUAAAAAUUUAAAAUAAAAUGCCUUUCGAUAUAGUUGCAUACUCAUAUGCAGCUGCGGUAGCAGGAGGUGGUAUACUGGGCUACGUAAAGUCAUCUUCCAUUCCAUCCCUGGGUGCUGGACUUCUUUUUGGAAGUAUUUUGGGUUAUGGAGCUUAUCAAACUUCGGCUGACCCUACCAAUGUAGCAGUGCUAUUAGGAGCUAGUACAACUCUAGGUGGAAUUAUGGGAUAUCGUUUCUACAAUAGUGGCAAAAUAAUGCCAGCAGGAAUAAUUACAUUGCUCAGUGCUGCAAUGAUUGUUAGAACUAUUACAAGAUACUUCACUGCAACUCCUAUGAAGACACAAUAAGUGUGAUUGUAUUU